AUGGCCGUAUCACAAGCUGCAAAUAUCGUGGAAAAGGUGGUUGGACAUAGUGAUAAUGCCACCGUCACAACCGAUGUGAGUAAUUAUAAUAAGGGAGCUUAUGGGCAGGAAAUAGGAGAGAAGAUCAAGGCCACGACAUGGCAGGGAAAGAACAGUGUCCAAAUCGUCGAAAUGCCAAAACCAAGAGUUGUGGAUGAAGGCGAUGUGAUAGUCAAGGUAACUGGUAGCACAAUUUGUGGAAGUGACCUUCAUCUAUACCAUGGUGUCAUUCCCCAAUUAGAGAAGGGCGAUGUUCUCGGCCAUGAAUUCUGUGGUGUUGUCGAAAGCGUGGGACCAACUGUGAAGAAGGUUAAGACUGGAGAUCGCGUUGUUGCAGCUUUCCCAAUUGCUUGUGGAGAAUGCAGAAACUGUAAGGAGCAAUUGACGUCAGCCUGUGAACGGACGAAUGAGAACUCCAUUACGAAUGCGAUGUAUGGUAAACGGACAGCAGGAAUUUUCGGUUAUAGUCAUUUUACUGGGGGCUUCGCGGGAGGCCAAGCAGAGUACGUUCGCGUGCCUUACGGCGAUGUUAAUCUACUGCAGCUCCCAGCGGACGUUCCAGAUGAGAAAGGCCUCUUCCUUUCAGAUGUCCUGGCAACCGCGUAUCAUUGCGUUGUUGAUACGGGUGUGAAGAAAGGUGAUGUUGUAGCCAUUUGGGGCGGAGGCCCAAUCGGCCAGAUGGCUGUGGAAUACAGCUUUAGCCAGGGGGCCACUCGUGUCAUCCUUAUCGAUGGAGGAGAGGGAGCAUGGAGGUUGAAUUUUGUCAAGAGCAAGAUACCAAAGCUUGAGACAAUAGAUUUCAGCAACCUACCAAGGGGAGAAUCAAUCACCUCCCAGCUGAAAAAGAUGGUAUCUGGAGGGCCAGAUGUGGCCCUAGAAUGUGCCGCGGGAGAGUACGCUAAAGGAUGGGCACAUUACUUCGAGAUGCUACUGGGAAUUGAGACAGACACCUCGGAAAUUUUGAAUGAGAUGAUCACUGCUGUCCGGCCGUUUGGACGAAUCGGUGUAACCGGUGUCUAUGCUGGCUACACGAACCAUUUCAAUAUUGGUGCUCUCAUGCAAACUGGUAUCCGGUUUAUUGGCAACGGCCAGGCACCAGUCCAGAAAUACUGGGAACACCUCUUGGAACUCAUACGGCGACAAGAGAUUAAUCCAUUGGACAUGGUAACCCACCGUGUCCCAUUGGAGAAUAUGCCGGAAUUGUACGCGGCGUUUGAGAGACGAGACAAAGGUAUGCAGAAGGUUUAUGUGCAGACCAGGUUCUCAUCACCUCCGGCGGAAGGAUCACCACAGCUGACCGAGCUUUGA
Molecule: messenger RNA, 1347 nt
Organism: Aspergillus caelatus
Lineage: Eukaryota; Fungi; Ascomycota; Eurotiomycetes; Eurotiales; Aspergillaceae
Product: zinc-dependent alcohol dehydrogenase
Exons: 5
Coding region: 1-1347 (448 amino acids)
Molecular function (GO): oxidoreductase activity; zinc ion binding
Source: RefSeq, a predicted model, not a curated record